AUACUUUUUGUCUAAAAAUUGUGAGUUGUUGUGGUUUCAAAACAAAUGAAAUGUGCAUAAAAAAACGUUUACAAAAUCAAUUCACAUAAUUGCAUUCGAUAUGAAGUAAAGACAUAUUUAUAUUUACAACUAAGUGAUUUUGCCAUAAAAGUAAAAAAACGUGUAUUCCAAUGAUCGUCCAAAUAAGGAAAAGUCUUGGUGAAAUUUCAAAUAUUUAUGUACAAAAGAAAAUAGUAAACAACGACAAUACAUGCGCAUUUUAUGUAUAGACCGUGUGUAUAGUAUAGCACAAAGAGAGAAAUUGUUGUCAUUGUGACGUGCAAAAGUCGGCAUUUUCAGUUCAAAUCAGCGGCAAGUGAGAGCAUAACAAAAGUCGAUAUAGGUAAAGAGAAAAAAACAACAGCAAUAGUCUGAAAUUCAGACUCUGAAUAUUAUUUGAAUAUUUUAAAAAAUCACGUCGCAAAAAAUUGGUGUUAUUAAAAAUGGUUGUGCGUCGUAAGUGCCCACAAGUGUAUUGGUCUCAGACCGAUAACGAUAUAAAAUUGGUUGUUGAUUUACUGUUAGAUGAUAUGAAACCGAAUAUCAAACUAAAGGAAAAAUUCCUAUCGUUGGAAGCGUAUGGCUUUGGCGCAGCCGACAACGGACCACACGAAUACUAUUUCGAAAUCAACCUUUUCGAAUCGAUAAAUGUAGAGCUGUCAAUGGACAAUAUUUCAAAUGCGGACUCGCAAUUGACGUUCCUUUUGAAGAAGGAAAAUCCAAAAAUUUGGUGGUCACGUCUCACGGCCCAGCCACAAAAACAAAACUGGAUUCAUAUUCAUAAAGAGACAUGGAUAUCAAGAAAUCAACCAAAUGAUGAGGCCGAAUAUCGUGAUAUUCGAGUUGAUUACCCGGGCAUUGAAGAUGUGGUACACCAAGAAGAAUUGGGCUAUCGAAAAGCUGGCCGAGUAACGGUGUACUUGAUUAUGUAUAAUUUGUAUCAGUUUAUCGCAUAUUUCUACAUUGUAUUGGUGUUGUCAAUAACAUUAAGCCGCGAUGGAUUUAGUGACGUUUCAAAGAUUACCUACCGAACCGUUGGCGUGGCCAUGCGAUACAGUCAAGCAUUACAGUAUUUUGAAUUCUUACACGCACUGGUCGGUUAUACAAAAGGAUCUGCCUUAUUUCCAUUUCUCCAAGUGACAGGACGCAAUUUUGUGCUAUUCGCCAUAAUCCAUGCGGAAAUUCGUAUUCAAGAGAUGCCCGUCGUGUUUGUAUUGUUUAUGGUGUGGUCUUUAGUUGAAAUAAUCCGAUAUCCAUACUAUAUUAUUGCACUAGUAAAAAAGGAUAUCCCUUGUCUUACAUGGCUUCGAUACUCCAUUUGGAUUGUUCUCUACCCGUUAGGCGUUUUGUGUGAAGGGACGAUUAUGCUGCGAAGCCUACCAUUUUUCGAAGAGACUAAACGAUUUUCAGUUGAAAUGCCCAAUAAAUGGAAUUUCACAUUCAAUAUGGUGUCUUUCAUGAAAUUCUACAUGGGACUCGUACUUCUGCCUGGGCUUUAUUUUGUCAUGAAACAUAUGACAAAACUUCGUGAAAAGAAACUCAAGAAACCAAAAAUUCAUCGCGUUAAUCAUAAAAAUGCUGUUCACUAUGACUAAACGGUCUCAGUUCACUUUUUUCGUACGAUCAAAACAAUUUUUGUGAAUCAAAUAACCAACUUUAAAGACUUAUACCCUUCCUUGCCUGGUAUAUAGAGGAGUAAUGUUCAUUCAUUUUAUUUGACAUUUACAUAGAGCGGUGGGAAACAUUCAAUAUUUGUAAUAACGUUAUAAUUAUGUUUAAAAUAAAUGAGUAUCAAUGAAA
Sitodiplosis mosellana (orange wheat blossom midge) is the source of this 1839-nucleotide messenger RNA. It is a transcript of the gene Hacd2, whose product is annotated as very-long-chain (3R)-3-hydroxyacyl-CoA dehydratase. The record is from RefSeq and is a predicted model, not a curated record. The transcript is spliced from 5 exons. NCBI's taxonomy places the organism in Eukaryota, Metazoa, Arthropoda, Insecta, Diptera, Cecidomyiidae. Gene Ontology annotation, molecular function: 3-hydroxyacyl-CoA dehydratase activity. Gene Ontology annotation, biological process: fatty acid elongation; sphingolipid biosynthetic process; very long-chain fatty acid biosynthetic process. Gene Ontology annotation, cellular component: endoplasmic reticulum membrane. Bases 483 to 1634 code for a protein of 383 amino acids.